Columba livia (rock pigeon) is the source of this 3118-nucleotide messenger RNA. It is a transcript of the gene NABP1, whose product is annotated as nucleic acid binding protein 1. NCBI's taxonomy places the organism in Eukaryota, Metazoa, Chordata, Aves, Columbiformes, Columbidae. Bases 244 to 873 code for a protein of 209 amino acids. Gene Ontology annotation, cellular component: SOSS complex. The transcript is spliced from 6 exons. The record is from RefSeq and is a predicted model, not a curated record. Gene Ontology annotation, biological process: double-strand break repair via homologous recombination; response to ionizing radiation; mitotic cell cycle checkpoint signaling. Gene Ontology annotation, molecular function: DNA binding.
AUGUGCUCCUCAGUGCCGGCGGGAGCGGGUGGGAGUGGGAUCUGUUGUGUUGGUGGUGUCGUGGGGAGAGGGAGCGGUGGGGGUUGAACAGUCAGCGCGCAGCCCCUCGGUGCUUGUGUCCCUAUCCCCUGUGAGGGCUGCCGGUGGCCCCUUGCCCGGCCCUGCGUUCCUGCCGCCGCUUCCCCCCCGCGGGAUGCGGGCUCGGCCCGCCCCGCCGGCCCUAUUCCCCGCGCCGGCCGCAGCAUGAGCGCGGCGAGCGACACGUACCACCUCAUAAAAGACAUAAAACCCGGAUUGAAAAACUUAAAUGUCAUCUUUAUUGUGCUGGAGAUCGGGCGAGUCACCAAGACGAAGGACGGGCACGAAGUGAGGUCCUGCAAAGUGGCGGACAAGACGGGCAGCAUUACCAUCUCCGUGUGGGACGAGAUCGGCGGCCUCAUCCAGCCGGGGGACAUCAUCCGCCUGACCAAAGGGUACGCAUCUCUGUGGAAAGGAUGCCUGACGCUUUACACAGGACGAGGAGGCGAGCUGCAUAAAAUUGGGGAGUUCUGCAUGGUAUACUCAGAAGUGCCAAACUUCAGUGAGCCCAACUCGGAACACAUCGGGCAGAACAAACUGGCACAGGGUGAACAGAAUAAUAGUUCUGCGUCAAGUAAUAUGGGUUCUUGUACUUUUGGGCCACUGGGAAAUGGUUUACAAACUGGACCAGAAUCAAGUGGAUUUCCGUUUACAUAUAAUCAUGGCCACACUUAUGCAGGUAGUGGGAGAGGCAGUGGCCGAGGACCUGUAAAUCCAGCACCAGCUAAUAGCGUCCAGCCUCUUCCCCCUGCUGUCAGUAAUGGGAGGGACCCACGCAGAGCCUUUAAAAGAUGACUAUGCCAAAUGUGGUUGUACAGCUUGCUUAAACUCUACACUCUACUUGAACACUUAUUGCACUUUUAUUUAUAGUUAACUGUGAACUAGUUUGUCCUUUUUUUUUUUUGUUUUGUUUUGUUUUGUGGGGUUUUUGUUUUAACCUUUUGGUCUAUGGAGCAAACUUGAUGUGAUAUAUUUCUUGUUUUGCUUAGGGAAGCACAGUGAGUCUUCCCCAUAAAUUAAGGGGGUGAAGGUGGAUAUAAGAAAAUAAGGGUAAGGGGUUGAAGAGUCUCAAUGAAAACUUGGUACCCUUUGCUAAAUGCAAGAAAAUUUCAGUUACAUGUAUGUAUGUAUUUUUCUGUUUCUGUUGGUCAGCCAUAUAGCCUUAAAAGGUCUAUUGCAUCCUGUGCGUGCAUACGUUGACUUCCAUUAGGAUUAGUGGGAGUUCUUCAUAUUGGAAGAGAAAUGAAGGGGAAUGGCAAAGAUGCUCUUCUGAACUAGGUGUCCUUGGAAUUACUAUAGCUUGUGAAAGCAAUAACUGUAAGGAAAUAGCAGUGUCAGCACCCAGUGGUGUCUCCUGGAUCAGAGAAUGGAUAGCUCAGGUGAAAGUUGAAGAUGUGGCAAGCAUCUUGAAGCUUGACUUCUGAUUCAAAAAAAAGUGUACACUAUUUAAAAAUUCUCCAUAAACACCAUUAUCACUGUCAAGGAAAGUGACACUGAUUGUUGGUGGUUUUUUUUUUCUUUGGAUAGAAGUUUGGCUAUUCAUUCUUGCUUUGCAUGAAAUAGCAGGAGAGGAGGAUGUAAAUUCAGACAUCAUUGCGGAAUAGGGUGUUUGUAGCCACGCCUUGUGUGAAAGCCCAGGGUUAUCUUGCAGGAGUCUGAAUUUCCAGGAGAACUGUUUUCAAAUGCUGCAUUACCCAUCUCUUCAACGAGGCUGCCUACUUCUUCUUUCAUUCACUUUUCCAAAUGAAUUAUGUAUUAGGUGAAGCCACGCGCAUGGAUUACAGAGGUACUGGCCAAACACACAGCUGCACUUCUGGAGCUGUUAAGCUGCUAUGCUUUCUUUGCUCUGUUUCAUAUGAAAUACAAAUUAUCCCUUAAAGAACUUAACCCCCCACCAUCUCCCAGGGGAAGAUAGCUGUGGUUUUAUUUCUGAGAUCACAAAUGCCUUGGUUCUAGAUCAGAGUCCAGUGCCAUAUUUCAGAUCAGGUUCAAAACAGCUUGGAAGCUGAGGUGUCAUACUGGAUUCAUCUGUUUAAAUCUUCUUAUAGCUGACCUCUCAAAUAAAAAAAAAAUUGCACUAAGCUUUUCAAAAACAAAUCUAACUUUCUUUCUGUCAAGCCAUAAAGACUUCAUGACAAAAUGCUAUUUCUGAAUUGUGAGUUCUAUCUGUGGUCAUUCAUGUUAAUUGAAUCUACUACUAUGUCACUAAUGUUUACAAAUUAUUUACAUUUGAUCCUUCUGCUGUUGGUACUCUGUGAUUUGUUGAAAGUUGCUUCUAAUUGGCAAAAGCUCCUGUCUUAGCCUGAAAUACUGAGCUUUCUUUUAAAUGCAAGCAGCAGCAACAACAAACUUCUGCAGGGAGGUUUAGAGAGAGGCCUGUUUGCCUCUGAUCUGGUGUAAAGUGCUGUCCUGAUACCUGUGUCCAGGUGGAAUUAGCAAAAUUUGUCUUGCACAUGACAGGGUGGCUUGUCUUGUGACAUCACCCAUGGGUGCCAUUACAGAAGAACCGUGCUAACUGCUGAGCUGUAACAGAAAGAAUGCAAUGACUUCAGGGGAAAUGGUAUAAGGAGGUGUUUAACUCAGGGACUUUAAACUGCAUAUUUAAAUAAGUCAUGUAUAGUCUAGAUGCAUGGACAACCUCUUCUGCAGUGUUGCAUUAAGGCAUUUGAUAUGUGUGUGAGAAGGAGGCCAAGAGGACUUCUCCACCUGUGAAGGAUAUGUGACAUGUUCCAGAGGUAAAGGAGAUGUAAGUAUGGCGUGAGAGCUGUGCGUGCCAGGAGUAGCUGUACAAGUAGCAAGAGAACGGUGCAAGUGAUGGCAUGGUGGAGAUUUCAUGCUCAUGGCAUCUGACUGAUUCUAUGGUUCUAUUCUGUAUCUUCACCAUUGAGCUCAAAUCCUGGUGGUCUUGGCUUCUCUCCAGCAUAAAGAAGGUUGAAAUAGGGGGGAAACCCUGUGUUAGUGUGUGCUGAGGUGCCUGAUGUUUGUAGCUCUAUGCGUUUGAGGUUUUAUUAAGCUAAUAAACAGAAUACUUGUUCACAAA